This is a messenger RNA of Jatropha curcas, 735 nucleotides long. RefSeq lists its product as uncharacterized. NCBI's taxonomy places the organism in Eukaryota, Viridiplantae, Streptophyta, Magnoliopsida, Malpighiales, Euphorbiaceae. The record is from RefSeq and is a predicted model, not a curated record.
AUGGCUCUAGUCUUGUCCAAUACAGCAAUACCACUCCAAGAAAAAGAUGAUUUUAAUUCCGAAAAUGGAUCGGGUCGCUUACUUGCUCGAAAGGAAAGAAAAGCUCGUCAAACAUGUAAUGAGAAUCCAACAAUCUGCCAUUUCAAAGAAAGUCCAGGGCCUUCUUGUUGCGAGAGGAAGUGUGUAAAUGUUUUGAAUGACCGUCAUAACUGUGGAGCUUGUGGAAAGGAAUGCAAGUAUAACCAGAUUUGUUGCCAAGGCAAAUGUGUUAAUCCUUCUUCUAAUGGAAGACACUGUGGGGGUUGCAAUAAUAGGUGUGAAAAUGGUGGGUUUUGUGCUUUUGGUCUCUUCUGGUCUAUUACAGCAACACCAUUCCAAGAACAAGAACCAGAUGAUACAGAUUACGAAAUAACCAAAGAUUUUAGUUCCGAACAUGGAUUUGGUCGCGUACUUGCUCAGAAGAAAAGAAAAGCUCGACAAAUAACAUGCGACAAGUACCCAAGAAUUUGUCGUGCUAAGGGAAGCCCAGGGCCUUAUUGUUGUAAGAAGAAAUGUGUAAAUGUUUUGAGUGAUCGUCUUAACUGUGGAGCUUGUGGGAAGAAAUGCAAGUAUAAUCAGAUUUGUUGCAAUGGCAAAUGUGUUAACCCUUCUUUCAAUAGAAACCAUUGUGGGGGUUGCAGUAAUAGAUGUAAAAAUGGAGGGUUUUGUGCUUUUGGUCUUUGCAAUUAUGCAUAG